Molecule: messenger RNA, 845 nt
Organism: Saccostrea cuccullata (small rock oyster)
Lineage: Eukaryota; Metazoa; Mollusca; Bivalvia; Ostreida; Ostreidae
Product: fibrinogen-like protein A
Exons: 5
Coding region: 92-778 (228 amino acids)
Source: RefSeq, a predicted model, not a curated record
ACUUUAUCAACAUCUGCAGAGUUCUGGCUGGUCUUGGAAGCUGAUUGGAUCCAAUGUUAUAAUAAAGGCCGUGCAUCCUUUUUCCUUGAAAAUGGAUGUUGUCUCUACAUAUGAGGGGCAUUCAAAAAUCAAUAGAUACAAAGAUUGUGUAGCCAUACUAAAGAAAAACCCAGGUCGGAAUGGAAAAGAUGGUGUAUAUACAAUUUAUCCGGAUGGAAAAGGGAAGAAGAAAGUGUAUUGUGACAUGACAACAGACGGAGGGGGAUGGACGGCAAUACAAAGAAGACAGGACGGGUCUGCAGACUUUUACAGGACAUGGUCAGAAUAUAAACAAGGCUUUGGGGAUCCCUCUAAAAACUACUGGAUUGGAAAUGACGUAAUCUUUGAACUGACAAAGAACAAGGACCAGGAACUCCGGAUUGAACUACAAAGAUUUAAUGGCGCUGAAGCAUAUGCUCAGUAUUCUACAUUUCAUAUCGGAGAUAAAUACAAUCAAUACAAACUCAUUGUGUCGGGGUAUUCAGGAACUGCAGGUGACAGUUUAAAGUAUCACAAUGGUUAUAAAUUCACUACUAAGGAUCAGGAUAAUGACAGGCAUGGUGGUAACUGUGCUAGACAAUAUCAUGGAGGCUGGUGGUACAAAUACUGUUACACCUCUAACCUGAACGGACAGAACGCCAAGUCUGCCGUGACUGAUACUAAAAGCAUUGUAUGGCAGGGCUGGAAGGGUAAUGAAGCCCUAAAAAGAACUGUGAUGAUGAUCAGGCACAAAAACUAAAGAAUUUUAAAAUGCAUAAUAAGUCCUGACAAAAAUGCAUCGGUCGUACAAUAAACCUGCAAUACAC